AUCAUAACCUUCUCUUCACAAAAAUCUCAACUUUCUUAUUUCUUAAGUUCCUUUGUAUUAAAAAUGACGAACAGAUCGGUUGCCUUUUCCGCGUUCGUUCUGAUCCUUUUCGUGCUCGCCAUCUCAGAUAUCGCCAGCGUGAGAGGAGAAUUAUGCGAGAAAGCUAGCAAGACAUGGUCAGGUAACUGUGGUAACACGGGACAUUGCGAUAACCAAUGUAAAACAUGGGAGGGUGCAGCCCAUGGAGCGUGUCAUGUGCGUGGAGGGAAACACAUGUGCUUUUGCUACUUCAACUGUAAAAAAGCCGAAAAGCUUGCGCAAGACAAGCUUAAAGCCGAAAAUCUUGCUAAAGAGAAACUUAAUGCCGAAAACCUUGAUCGUGAUGCCAAGAAAGUGGUUCCAAAUGUGGAGCAUCCAUGAAAGGGUCGGUUUCUUUAAAUAGAAAGUCUUAGGAGUACGAAUACGAAUAAAAAUAAAGUUUGCUUCAUGUGACAUUAAGAACUUUUUAAGAAGUAUAUGUGUUGUCAUUAAAGCAAUUACUUGGUAGUGAUAUGUGUAAUAAUAAGGUGAUGCUUUUAUGCUUUCACGCAUAAUGGUUUUCGACUACGUGUAAUAAAAUAAGACAGUGUCUUUUUUGUAAUUUCAAUUGGAAGAAAUAUGAAAAGAAGUUACUUUGAUUAUAAA
This is a messenger RNA of Helianthus annuus (common sunflower), 684 nucleotides long. Its product is annotated as anther-specific protein SF18-like. Lineage: Eukaryota; Viridiplantae; Streptophyta; Magnoliopsida; Asterales; Asteraceae. The record is from RefSeq and is a predicted model, not a curated record. The transcript has 2 exons. Gene Ontology annotation, biological process: defense response. The coding region runs from base 64 to 420 and encodes 118 amino acids.